Schistocerca piceifrons (Central American locust) is the source of this 4449-nucleotide messenger RNA. Its product is annotated as DNA repair protein RAD50-like. The transcript has 2 exons. The coding region runs from base 1 to 4449 and encodes 1482 amino acids. Gene Ontology annotation, cellular component: Mre11 complex; nucleus; condensed nuclear chromosome. Gene Ontology annotation, biological process: telomere maintenance via recombination; chromosome organization involved in meiotic cell cycle; telomere maintenance via telomerase. The record is from RefSeq and is a predicted model, not a curated record. Gene Ontology annotation, molecular function: double-stranded telomeric DNA binding; G-quadruplex DNA binding; single-stranded telomeric DNA binding. NCBI's taxonomy places the organism in Eukaryota, Metazoa, Arthropoda, Insecta, Orthoptera, Acrididae.
AUGGCUAGAUUACUUAAGAUGCAGAUACAGGGAAUCCGAAGCUUUGGUCCGAACGACAGUGAUCAGCAGAUGAUUACGUUUCAAUCACCUGUGACGCUGAUAUUAGGGCAGAACGGAUGUGGUAAGACGACGACAAUUGAAGCCCUGAAGUAUGCAGCUACAGGUGAGGUGCCAGCAGGAACUAAACAAGGGCAGUCGUUUGUUCAUGACCCGAAGAUGGCUCGUCAGCCAGAGACAAGGGGCCAAAUAAAAUUGUUGAUGGCUGAUCGCAAAGGCGAAGAAGUUGUCAUCACACGUACGUUACAAACAACACAGAAGGCAAAAAAUUUGCAAUUGAAAACACUGGAUCCAGUAAUUCAUAGGAAGAAGUCUAGUGGUGAAGUUGUACAGGUUGGUGGACGGUGCAUUGAUGUAAAUUUAGAAAUGUCUCAUGUUUUUGGUGUAUCAAAAGCUGUUCUGAGCAAUGUUAUAUUUUGCCAUCAAGAAGAUUCUAACUGGCCAAUGGAUGAGGGAAAGAAACUCAAGGAGAAGUUUGAUUCCAUAUUCGAUGCAACAAAACUUAAUAAAUGUUUGGAACACAUCAGAGAUCUUAGGAAAGCAGUAAAUACAGAAAUCAGCACUGAUGAGAAACUUCUGAAAUCACAACAAGAGAUAAAAGAUGAGACUGUUUCAAAAAAGAAGGAUUUACAAGAGGCAGAGAGUCGUCUGGCAGUAACUCAGGACAAAAUAGAUAACUUGAGCGAUAAACUAUCACCUUUGCUAGAAAAACUAGAUGAAAUUUGUGAUGUGGAAAAGGAUUUCCUUCAGCUCACCAGGGAGAAAGAAAGAGCUGAAGACAAGAUGAAAAUACUAGAAUCGCAACAAUCAGAUUUAAAGAAGAAUAUUAAGGAAGUGCUUGAGUGGAAAACUUUAGAAGAAAUAACUGAUUUAAUCAACAGUUUUAAAACUGAAGCAAGGAACUGGCAGGAGCACUUGAAAUCUAUGGAGAUUGAACUUCAGCAGAUAUCUAGGGAUGAGGAGCGAGUAUUGGAAGAAACAAGCCAAGAGCAGAUGACUCUUGGAAAACUUCAGAAAGAGGAAGAAGAUCAUAAUACUCGAAUAGAUGCACGCAAUAAGAAUCUACAGAGAUUGGCAGAAACAUUUCAAAUAAGAGUAAAAGAAGAUACAUUUUCUUCAGAAGUUCUUGUCUCAAAUUUAAUGCAUCAAGUCGACGAUAAAAUAAGAGAGUCAAAGGUACAGUUUGAGCAGUUACGGAACAGGUUUCAAAGAGAAGAGCAGGAACUCCAAAGUAAAAUAGACAUUGCUAGAGACACUAAAGCAAAGCUAGAGCAGGAAAUCACCUCAAAAAAACGACAAGCAGAAGAUAAUAAAGCUGAAGAAUGGAGUGUCAAAACAGAAAUUGAAGAUAUAGAGAAAUCUGGUGAAGAACUUGUCAAAUUAGGAAGAGAACUGGAGCAAGCAAAAACUAACUGGGAAACUGCUUGUCAAGAACUUGAUGAAGAACAGCUGAAAAAAGAAAUUAGAGAUCAGCACCAAGAGAGCAACAGGCUGGAUGAUAAGCUAGUUAUUGUGGAUAAAGAAGUUCAGACAUUGCAGCUGUUGAGUAGUGAGCAGGCACAGCUUGAUAUCCAGAACAAACUGAAGGCAUCUAAGGAGUCCGAACUCAAAAAACUAAAGAACAAACACAAUGAAGCACUGCGCCACCUUUUGUUUACAGUGCCACAACAAAAUUUGAAACAUGACUUGGAUGCUUGCAUGCUUCAACUGACUCGUCAGAUCAACAACAUCAAUGAGAAGAUAAAUAGUAAGCAGAAUGAGGCGGCUGCACUUGAAGUGAAACGAGCCCAUCACAAGGAGCAGUUGGAUUUGAAAGAAAGAGAGCUGCGAAAAUUUGAAGAAGAAAUAUAUGAUUUGUGUGGCAGGCAAGAUUUUGAUGAGUACAUACAAAGUGUUUCUGAUAGAAUACAAGAACUGCAGGACCAAAAAGGAACGCUCAGUGCUUCGGAAUACAUGUUCCGUCGCUACAUUCAGAAACUGGAACAGGAAGAUCCUUGCUGUCCAUUGUGUCAUAGGGAGUUUGAAGCCGCUUCUGAAGCUGCUGAACUUGCAUAUGAACUGAGUAAUAAAGUCAGUGAAGUCCCAGCACGCCUUCAGGACAAUAAGAAAGAACUAGAAAAUAAGCUAAAGGAAUAUGAUAAACUUUUGCAAAUGAAACCUGCUUAUGAAAGAACUGAUAUCAUGCGCACCAAGGAGAUACCAGAAAUGAAAGAGUCACUUCAUCAAACAGAAGAGGCUUUAGAUGCAGCUCGGAAACAGAUUAAAGAUUUGAAGGAGCAGUUACUGGGUCCAAAAGCAAAGGAGCAGAUGGCAAAGGAUAUCCAAGGAGAUGUAGUCCGCAUUGAUCAGUUGCAGACAGAACUGCGCCGCAUAGACAAAGAAAUUCAGGAGCUGCAGUCUAAGAUGCCCACAGGAUCGUCACGCUCCAUGGAGGAAGCCCUGGCAGAGCAGGAGGAGCUUCGAGCACAAGUCAGUGCUAUUCAGCGUGCACUCCACAUGAAGCAGGAGUCACUGAGAAGGCAUUCAGAGAGAGUCAACCAGCUGAGGGAGCGCAAAAAUGUACUUAUGGAAAAGAAAUUGAAGCUCGAAAGUGGACAGCAGAAACGUCGACAACUGGAGGAACGUUUGCAGGAGUUGCAAAGUAUGCAUGUGAUGAUACAGUCAGAAAUUGAGGUGCUCGAGACCCGACUUCAAGAAGCUAGAGAGACACUUGAUUCUGCAGUGCAGUCAAAAAAUAUUAGAGUUACAGAAAAUCGAAAAAAUGUAGAUCAGGGACAAAAUAAGAUUGUUGAGCAAGGAAGGAAACAUGAUGAAAUUUGUAAUUGGCAUAAUAGCAUUCAACGGUAUGAACAGAGCGGCAUGAAAGAGAAACUUACGUCAGUUCAAGAAAGAUUGAUAGAACUGGACUCUAAAAAGGAGACCCUUGCAGAUAAAAACAGAAGAACGUGUGAAAACAUUGAUAAGCUUAAAGAAAAAAUUUCAAAUCAGCAGCUGAAAGCAAGAGAACUUGAAGAUAACAAAAUAUUGAAGGAGAAACAGGUAGAAGCUGAAGAACUGAAGAGUGUAAUAGAUAAAGUAAAACAGCGCCUUGGUAAGUUCCAAGUGAAAACCAUUGAAGAAGAGAAAAGUCGUCUCUGCAGAGAAAUUUCAGCUGUCAAAGAGGAGAAAUCAAUUUCAGAAGGACGAUUUAAGGAAUUAAGAGAUAGUGUGAAUACUCUGCGACGAGAUCUAAAUAAGGACAUAUAUAAAAAUGCAGAAAAAAAAUACAAUGAUCUGCAGCGACGAAUUAAGGUAAACCAGCUAGCAUCAGCUGAUCUGAACAAAUACUUUGUCGCUUUGGAUUGGUCACUCAUUUACUUUCAUCAGGAGCGCAUGAGGAAGAUUAAUACGAUUAUAAGAGAACUGUGGCGAAAAAUCUAUCGUGGGAAUGAUAUUGAUUAUAUAGAAAUUAAAACAGAUGCUCCUGAAACCACGAGUGCAGACAAGAAGCGAACAUUCAACUAUCGGGUUGUUCAGGUGAAGAAUGAUGUUGAGAUUGAUAUGAAGGGACGCUGCAGUGCUGGGCAGAAGGUUCUAGCGUCGCUUGUUAUCCGAAUUGCUUUGGCAGAAAUUCUAAGUAUUAAUUGUGGAAUCUUAGCUCUGGAUGAACCAACCACAAAUUUGGAUAGGGAGAACAUAGACAGUCUUGGAGAAACUCUCACAGACCUUAUAAAUUUAAGGAGGGAGAACAAGAAUUUUCAGCUCAUACUGAUAACACACGAUGAAGACUUCUUGGAUCUUUCAUCCAGUCCGUCGCCCGGUCGUUCCGAUCGGCACGUCCCACCGUCCCAGUCACCAACGGACGGUACAGACGUCCCAUCUGACAACCUUGCCGCCGAACAGGCUCCCGCACCGGACGCUGAGGAGACCAGUACAUCUUCACAACACCGGUUUGACAAUUUCAUUGUACCCACCGACGCCUUCGAACCAGGUCGACGCUCCUCCUUGCCGUCGUCCGACACUGAGGAACACGUGCGCAAACAACGCUCGCCACGUAGGCGCAAACGCCGUCGCCGUUCACCCACGGGCUCUCAGAGCGUUGCCACCCGCGACGACGAAGACGACACCCAAGCAGCCGACAUUUCCACGCAGAGGUCGGCGGACAACUUUCACGAUGAACAAGACGUUUCGCAGGACGGGACCACUAUGGAGGUCGCCACGCACAAUGUAACGAUCGGUGCGCCGGUUGAGACGCCUGUCUCCCCGCCGACAACUCCAGAUCUCUCUCACCACGACGCAAUUCCCAUGGACAUUGGCCAGACCCACGGCACAGGAGCAUGGGCCGACGACAUUGAGGAAGGUACGCCCCCUCCUCCGGAUGAGUUACCUCCGCCGGACGAGGCUACCUGUUAA